Molecule: messenger RNA, 987 nt
Organism: Phaeoacremonium minimum UCRPA7
Lineage: Eukaryota; Fungi; Ascomycota; Sordariomycetes; Togniniales; Togniniaceae
Product: putative dna-directed rna polymerase iii complex subunit rpc37 protein
Exons: 2
Coding region: 1-987 (328 amino acids)
Biological process (GO): DNA-templated transcription
Cellular component (GO): RNA polymerase III complex; nucleus
Source: RefSeq, a predicted model, not a curated record
AUGGACAUUGACGCAAGCUCACCGGAUGAUGACCCUAUUAUCUCCUCCUACAACGUCUUCAUCAAACCCGCCCUGCCGGCGCAUAAACGCCUCCUCGUGCUGCAACAUCCCAACCGCAUCGACGGCAAGAAAGCAUGGCGCCCGCCCACCGAGGUGCGCGUAAAGCCCGGCUCGGGCAUGAUCGAGGUCGACUUCCCCAUGGACCACUCGCAGUGCUACGACAAGACCAAGGGUGUCGCCUGGGGCAGCGCGCUGCAGAAGUCGACGGCGCAGAAGAGCGGCGGCAGUCACGGCCUGGCGGGCGGCUUCGGAGUCGGGGCGCCUGUACGCACGCGAGGCCGAGGCGCCGCCGGAGACGACGACAACAUAGAUUGGGCGGAGGCGCUGCGGCAAGAUCGCGUGCUGCGGACACAGACCCUCGGCGGACAGUGUCCUGAGACGAAGGACUGCAGGUAUAUGGUUGGCAUUUUCCAGGGAGCUGCGGAGCAGGAAAAACUGAACAGGCCUCGCGAAGGGCCAGGAGUCGGCGCUGGACCACCAGCGGGCGGGAAGGAUGGCACUGCCCGCGCUAUUCACAUGACUAUUAAAUCCGCCGGCGCCGAGGGCGAGCAAGUUGUCACAGAGACCAUGGCUGACCGAUUACGACUGGUACAGUCCGAGAGUUGGCAGCGGAUGGUCUACGUGGAUGAUCAAGAUCAAAGUGCUUGGGAUGCAUACUACGGUACUCUAGUUGUCCGACCAGAAGGGCAGGAUGCAGUCGAGGGCGAUGGCGCCAAUCCUAAUUUAGAGGAGCAGGUUCCCCAGCUGGGCACUCAAUGGGUUGAGGACGAUCUUCUGCGUGCGGUGAGUGGGAUUGAGAAGGUCGAGAUCAAAGAGGAGGUAGAUGAGCCUACUAAGGUGGUCGAGAAGAAAAAGCCCGGAAGGCCCAAGGGGUCAACUACAGCAUCGAAGAAGGCGGCCGCAAAAGGUAAAGCGCCUGCUGCUUGA